Poeciliopsis prolifica (blackstripe livebearer) is the source of this 1749-nucleotide messenger RNA. It is a transcript of the gene cacng1b, whose product is annotated as calcium channel, voltage-dependent, gamma subunit 1b. The record is from RefSeq and is a predicted model, not a curated record. The transcript has 4 exons. Bases 225 to 911 code for a protein of 228 amino acids. Gene Ontology annotation, biological process: calcium ion transmembrane transport; regulation of calcium ion transmembrane transport via high voltage-gated calcium channel. Gene Ontology annotation, cellular component: membrane; L-type voltage-gated calcium channel complex. Gene Ontology annotation, molecular function: voltage-gated calcium channel activity; calcium channel regulator activity. NCBI's taxonomy places the organism in Eukaryota, Metazoa, Chordata, Actinopteri, Cyprinodontiformes, Poeciliidae.
GACAGACCCUUGAAGAGCAGGAGCGACAACAGAGGAGAUCGGCGGUGUGGUGAAGGUUUGCAAAAAAUCUGGAGAAAAUGUCCGAUGUCAAGAACUGAAAUUAAAGAGGAGCAGGAGCAAAUUCCACAGCAGACUGUCCAAUCAGUCGCCCGGCUGACACAAACCGGUGGCAAGCACGGACGCGCACACCCACGGUUCGGCGCGCACCAACUUGAAGCCGCAACAUGUUUGAGGAGCAGGUGACAAAGGUCAAGAUCACGUCUGUUGUGAUCAUCGUCGGCAUGUCUGCAAUGCUGGCGGCAGUGGUGACAGAUCAUUGGGCCGUCCUGAGUCCCAGGGUGGAGAAGCUCAAUGCCACAUGUGAGGCGGCCCACUUUGGCCUCUGGAGGCUUUGCAAGAAGACCAUCUUCAUGGUGAAGGAAGACCCUCAGGGCAAAGGAUGUGGCCCCAUCAGUUUACCUGGAGCAAAAAACUGCUCCUACUUCAAACACUUCACAUCGGGAGAAGAAGCCGAGGUUUUUGAAGUGAAGACCCAAAAAGAGUACAAUAUCUCAGCUGCAGCCAUUGCUAUCUUCAGUCUGUUCUUCAUGAUUCUGGGCAGUCUGUGUGUGAUCUUUUCUUUCGGAAAAGGGCGAGACUACCUGCUCCGACCUGCCGGGAUGUUCUUUGCCUUUGCAGGCCUUUGCAUUAUCAUCUCCGUUGAAGUGAUGCGCCAGUCUGUCAAGCGAAUGAUCGAUAGCGAUGAGACCAUCUGGAUUGAAUACUAUUACUCCUGGUCCUUUACCUGUGCCUGCGCCUCCUUCACCCUCCUCAUCCUCAGUGGAGCUGCCCUUCUCCUUAUCUCAAUGCCCCACAUGCCUCGUAACCCCUGGGAAACCUGCAUGGACGCUGAGCCAGACAGCUUGGAUUAGCCAUGGAUGAUUCUCCAGGAAUCAAUUGUGAACAGAGAUUAAAAAAAUGAUGGUUGUGUAUCGUUUAACCCUAUAAUUAUGUAUAGCUCAAGUAAAAGACAUUAAGUUUGCUUAAAAUGAGAAUUAACUUUUUUAUCUCUUCUUUUUUUUUCUCUUUUUCAAAUAUUUCAAAAUUUCAUCUCCACGGGUUUUGAAUUUAAAUUCUGAAUUUUGCAUUAUCAAUAUUUAUAGACUUCCAUUUCGACAGUGCUUUGCAAAAGUUUUCUUACCCGUUGAUCUGUCUGUUAUCUUGUUUAAAAUUCACAAAUGUUUGAGGGAUUCCCUGCGAUGACACCAACACAAUGUAGUUGUUCUUUGAACUGUUAGAUUUUGGCUAUCAUGUAAAAUAUACUGCACUCACCUGAACUCACCAUGUCCAGCAUGAAACACAGUGGUGCCAGCAUCAUGCUGUGGGGAGGCUUUUAUUCUGCAAGAACAAACAGCUCCUCAGACUGAAAGAUGAAUGGAGCUAAAUUCAGAACCAUCCUGGAUGAAAACUUGUUAGGAGCUGCAAAAGGUUGGAAUAAGUUGACAGUCCAGUUCUUCCAGUACAACAAUGACCCUUAAUAAUAUAGCAUAUUUAUAUGUGUGAAUUCUCAUGACCUACAUUUAGUUGUGUCAUUAGAAAAGCCUCCUAUUUUGGCUUUGACUGUGGUUGAAAUGACUGAAGUUAUUUUGUGUCAGUCAUUUUCAUAAAAUCCCCCCAGAACACCUAAAGCAUGUGGAUGUAAUGUGAGUUAAUGCGAAAAUGAUCACAGAGUGUGAGUACUUUUAUAAGGCAUUGUAUUUUCAACAUAGG